This is a messenger RNA of Morus notabilis, 1063 nucleotides long. RefSeq names its product truncated transcription factor CAULIFLOWER A. The coding region runs from base 54 to 728 and encodes 224 amino acids. Gene Ontology annotation, cellular component: nucleus. Lineage: Eukaryota; Viridiplantae; Streptophyta; Magnoliopsida; Rosales; Moraceae. Gene Ontology annotation, molecular function: protein dimerization activity; DNA-binding transcription factor activity, RNA polymerase II-specific; RNA polymerase II cis-regulatory region sequence-specific DNA binding. The record is from RefSeq and is a predicted model, not a curated record. Gene Ontology annotation, biological process: positive regulation of transcription by RNA polymerase II. The transcript is spliced from 8 exons.
CGCACCGCAUUCUCGUAGAAAGGAAGGAAAGAAAAAAUCGCCGUAUCGGGAGAAUGCGAAUCAGACGAUGCCACAUGUCGAACCCCAAAAGCCCCGUCGGCAAAGAAAAUCAGGGAAAAGUUAGGGUUUGUGCGAUUGGGAAAUCCAUGGGGAGGGGAAAAGUCUCGAUGAAGCGAAUCGAGGACAGGCACAACCGCCAUGUCACAUUCUCGAAGCGGAGAGUCGGUCUGAUGAAGAAAGCCAACGAACUCUCCGUCCUCUGCGACGUCGAAAUCGGUCUCAUCGUCUUCUCCGGCAGCGGCAACCUCUACGAGUUCUCUAGCUCCCACAGUUUAGGAAAAACAGUUGAGCGCUACAGGACAUACAAUGAAGAAUUUGCUGUCAAGACUGCUGAUAAACCAAAGAAGAGUCUUACAGACAGUAUUAGUGGAUUCCGGAGUGCUGAACUGCUUGAAGCGAUGAGUAACCUCAAUGUUGAACAGCUAACUACAAAGGAGCUCACAAAUAUUGAAGGAAAUCUGGGAGCCUUAUUAAGAGAAACAAGACUAAGAAAGACACAGCUAAUGAUGGAAACUUUAUCAGCACUUGCUGAGAAGGAAAAAGAACUUAGAGAUGAGAAGCAUUUCCUUGAAAAACAGAUUGGGGAAACGAUCGGUGGCCAAGGUGGUAGUGGUCUGAACCGCCAAAACGACCAGCGCAGAGGGCAAGAGCUGCAGCUGAUAAGCUAAACGACAAAGGAGGCGACGCCGUGCACCGACUCCUGCUGCGACUUUUCUGAGUAUACUAAGUAGUGUGUUGUUAUUCUAGGAACUGACAAUUGUCAUUUCCUACUUCACUCAAUUAAGCACACGUCAAGUGUGUAUAUACUUUGGAAUUCCAAUAGACGUAUAUAUAUAGACUAAGUCUGCUACGUAAAGCAUUAAAGGUGAAUUUGUUUAAUGAAUUAGGCACACGUGUUCACCAUUUGUUGAAUAAGAGAGGUACUGCUUUCUUGUGUUUCUUACACCGCAGAUGAUUUUCAGCAAGGUAUCGGGUGCGAUAUUUGUAUAAUAUUCAGUACGUA